UUAAAAUUAUUGUUGUUUAUUUACAAAUGUUAUUAAACUAAACCAGAAAUGUAUUUUAAAUAAUACUAAUAAUAAUAGCGAUAUAUUUUACAAACCCUUAUGCACACUUAAAUUUUACAAUUAAAAUUAGCUUCAAGCUAAUUAAGUUCCUUUGAAGUACUCAUACAUAUCAUUAAUUAACUCUAUAUUUUUUUGAAAUGUUGCAAAUUUCAAAUAAGAUAACAAUACUUAAAUAUGGAAUAUUGACGUCUACACAAAAUCACAAUAGGGAAUAACAUGAUAUUAAAGUGUAUUAUAAGGAUUAAGCUAUCCCAAAGUGAUUCUUAAUCAGUACUUAUAGUAGUGUAACAUAAUUUCACCCAGAUUUUUUUAAGAAUUAUGAAAUAAAAUAAUAAACACACAAUUACACACUUUUGUUAUCUUAUGAAACCAUGUUAGUCUCAUAUUCCAAUCCUUUAGAAAUUGGGUUGGUAUGAGUGUUUAAAAAUUAGAGAUUUCUGCCUCUAUAUUUUUUUUUCUUUAAUUAAAAAUUUCAUUAACUGUCUCAUUAUUGCUGUUGUUUUGCAUGGUGACAUCUGUGCGGAAUGAUUUAUGGUGAUUUUCUUUACUUAGGUGCCAGGUAAUUAAACUUCAUUAAGUGACAUAGAGAUAUUAUUAUAAUAAAAUGAACAUUGUCAAAAACAGAAUACCAUUCAUUUUCCUUUUCACAGAAAACGAACCAAUAGAUGGCGCCACGAGAUUAAGAACUCUCUAAGAACAAUAGUUUUUAGUUAGUUUAAUUUUGUUACUGUCGUUGGAGACAUCAUGUUGUUAUUGUAGUUUUUAGUGCUGUUAAUUAUACACAUGUUAACCAUUCGAAGGAGUCUCUUAUUGAGUUUGUGGUCACUCAUUUGAUUUUAUUUAGGUACUUUCCGACCCGGGUAGAAGAACAAGGUAAGAAUCUUAUUAUUUGAUACCUGUUCUAUUGAAGUAGAUAAAGAAAAUUGUUAUCUUUUUCAACCUGGCAUCCCAGGCGGCACUAUCGGUUCGUAUUUUAAUAAAAUAAGAACUAUUAUUAUAAAUUAUAAAAAUAAAGGGACACUAGAACUGAAAAUACUGUGAAUAAUAAUAGCUCUAAAAUGACCACAAACAUUGAGCUCCUUAAAAAGAAACGCACUACGUUAAGAACAUCAGUUACUAAGCUAAUUUCAAAGAUAGAAUCAGAAAUUCAAAAAAACGAAAUAACUGAUGAAGAAACUGAAAUUGAUCUAAUUAUUGAACAAUUAAAUGAUAAAUUCGAGUCUCUCAAAACAGUUGAUUCUGAAUUAGAAAAUCUGUUUAAACCUGAGGAUUUAGAUAAAGAAUUAGAAACUGCAGAAGAAUACCGUGAAAAGAUAGUAACGUGGAGAUUUAAAGCUAAUAAAUAUUUGCGUAAUUUGAAUCAAAAGAAAAAUAUUCGGGAACCUCUCAAUUUUCCCCAACAUAUAGCUCCUACUACUAAUCGCGAAGUGGAAGUAGAAACGAAACCAGAAAUGCUGAAUAUAAAAUUACCGAAGAUAGUAAUCCCGAAAUUUUCGGGAAAUAUAAGUGAUUGGCUCACUUUCUGGAACUCUUUCGAAACAUCGAUACAUAAGAACAAAUCGUUAGAUGAUGUCAGUAAAUUUAACUAUUUAAAAGCUCAUCUAUGUGGAACAGCUUUAGAAACGAUAGGAGGUUUUGCUAUUUCCUCAGAAAAUUAUGUUAAAGCUAUUGAUUUGCUAGAACAGCGCUUCGGAAGAAAAGAAACAUUGAUAAACAACCACAUGAGUCAAUUAUUAGAAAUUACCCCUUUAAAGCGUUCUGGUGAUGUAAAAAAUUUUCGGCAAUUAUUUGAUAAAAUACAAAUCCAUAUAAGAAGUUUAGAAUCGUUAGGUAUUUCGUCAGAUACUUUUAGUACUUUAUUAUCCCCCGUAAUACUUAAGUCAAUCCCAAACGAUUUAUUAUUUGAAUUUAAUAAAGAAUUCGGAGAAAAAUAUUCUUUAACUGUUUUGAUUAAUUUUUUGAAUAAGCAGUUGAUAGCUAAAGAAAAGACUGAUUUAAUGAGAGUGAAAGAAAAACAAAAUUCGCCGCCGAAUAUUAAUGAAGUUAGUUGGCGUCACCACAAAAGGGGGGAGCGGGAAGUGAAAUAUGAUGGCGAAAGAAAUCCUACUGCCAAUGAAUUAUUUGUUUAUGAUUCUACAUCUAAAGCAAGGUCGUGUCCGUUUUGCGGUGAGUUAAAUUGUUCUGGUUUAAAUUGUGAAUAUGGAAAAGUUUAUCUUUAGAUAAAAGAAAAUCGAUUUUAUUAAAAAAGGGCAUUUGUUUUAGAUGUCUUGGGAAAAAUCACAUGAGCUCAAUGUGCAGGGCAAAGGUUAAAUGCUCUCAUUGCAAUAAAAGACACGUUGAAAUUAUGUGUUUUCAGGAUAAUAAAUAUUCAAAAAAUGAAAAACCAGAAAUAAUAGAAAAUACCACAUUUUCGACUAAUAACUGUUCGCGGGAAGUUUAUCUUCAAACUUUAACAGUAUGCAUUAAAGAAAAUAAUUUGAAACACUUAAUAAGGGUAAUAAUCGAUCAAGGUAGUCAGAGAUCAUAUGUCACGAAAUUUGUUGCGGGAAAAAUGGGUUUAAAAGGGUUCGGGAAAGAAUCCGUGAAUCAUGGAUUAUUCGGUGGAAUUGAACAUACUGAAAUGCAUCAAAAAUAUUGUCUAAACUUAUCAAAAUGUUGAUGGAAGCUAUAAUUGUGAGUUAGAGGUUUUAGAUGAGAAAAAGAUUUGUGCUUUACCCAAAAUGAAUGAUGCAUAUUGUUUAAACGAAUUAAAAGAUCUGGGUAUUUAUAUUAGUGAUACGAUGAUUAAUGAUAGAUCCUGUUUAUAUGAAAGAGAUUCUGGCGAGAUUCAUUUGCUCAUUAGAGCUGACUACGCUGGAAAGAUAUUGACGGGAAAAGUAAAACACCUUAAGGGAGAUUUGGUUGCUGUACACACUUUGUUAGGGUGGACAGUAAUGGGUAAAUAUGAGGUAGAGGGAACAUCUACAACUAGCUCAAUGUUAGUAUUGUCAUUGCAUGUAAAUAAUGCAAAAAUUGAAGAUCUCUGGAAUUUAGAUACCUUGGGUAUUAAAGAUAGUAGUGAAAAACGCUCUAAAACACAGACCCAAGAACUUGCUUUGAAACAUUUCAGAGAAACUGUUAGUAGAGACAGUACGGGCAGAUAUACGGUUAAUUUACCCUGGUUAGAUGGUCACCUCCUUUACCCGAUAAUGAAGAGUUGACUUAUAAAAGACUAAAAUACACAGUUAAAUCCCUUAAAUUAGCGAAUCGGUUAAAUGAUUAUCAAGAGGUUUUUAACCAAUGGGAAAAAGAAGGUAUAAUAGAGCAAGUUAAUGAGGGUAAUGAUUAUUCUAAAAGCUUUGGAAUACAUUAUUUGCCACAUAGGGCAAUUUUUAAAGAUAAUUCAACCACUAAAGUACGUCCUGUUUUUGACGGAUCAGCUAAAACCAAAAACUCCGUAUCAAUAAAUGAAUGCAUAGAAAAGGGCCCAAAUCUCAUAGAAAUUAUCCCAGCUGUAUUAAAUAGGUUUAGAUGGGGAAAGAUCGGAGUAAUAUCGGAUGUCAAACAGGCAUUUUUACAAAUACCUCUUAACGAAUCUGAUAGGGAUUGUUUACGAUUCAUGUGGUUGAAAGACGGAGAUCCUCAAAAGAUAAUUACAUAUAGACAUUGUAGAGUAGUAUUCGGAAUAUCAUGUAGCCUCUUCUUACUUGCGGCUGUUCUGAAUCAUGUAUUAGAUCAGGUAGAAGAGCCAUUGAAAAGUCUUGCAGUGAAGAUCAAAGAUUCUAUGUAUGUUGAUAAUUGCAUUGCAAGUGUAGACUCAGUUUCAGAAUUGGAACAUUUUAGAUCUGAAUCUCAGAGAAUUCUGAAAGCUGCUAAAUUUGAUUUACGUGGCUGGGAAAAUAACAACCUACUUGAAAUGAACGAAUUUGUGCAAGAUAAUCCCAACUGUGAAAGGGAAGUGUCAGUAUUAGGCCUAAAAUGGGACAAGCAAAAUGACACUUUAUCCUGUGAGCUGGUUAAAGAAGAAAACAAUAGUGAACCAGUUACCAAGAGAAAAAUCCUAUCUAUGGCACACCAGCUGUUCGAUCCUAUAGGGUUCACUUGUCCUAUAACGUUGAUCCCGAAACUUCUUCUAUAAGAAUGCUGGAAGAUUGGAAUUUCUUGGGAUUCAAAAUUGCCCGACGAAAUAAUUAAGAGAUUCGAAAAAUGGAAAGAAGAAUUAAAAGAAUUGAGCAACUUCAAAAUUCCUCGUAGACUUUCAAACUUAAAUCUUUCUAAACCAAGCUUAACACUUCAUAUCUUUUGUGACGCUUCCAUGGUGGCAUAUGCGACUUGCAUCUUUUUGAGGGCGGAAAGGGAUGGAAAAGUCACUUGCCAACUUAUUCAAGCAAGAUCUAGAGUUGCCCCAUUGAAAAAAGUGUCGAUACCAAGAUUAGAAUUACUUGCAUGUAACAUUGGAGCUAGAUUGGCUGAUACAGUAAAAAAGGAUUUAAGAUUGGAAGAUAUUGAAACAUUUAUUUGGAGCGACUCCAUGGACGCACUUUAUUGGAUAAGGAAAGAAGGCCCUUGGACGAUUUUCGUAUCCAAUCGAGUUGACGAAAUUAGAAGACUUUCAAAAGCUAGUGACUGGAAGUUUGUUCCGGGAACCCAAAAUCCAGCGGAUUUGCCUUCAAGAGGUUGCACAGUUAAAACCCUAUUGAAGAGACAAUGGCACGAAGGAACAUCUUGGCUUAAAGAAUCAAGAGAAAACUGGCCUAAUUUUGAUCUAGUUCCUGAUGAAAAAAUAGUGUAUGCCGAGAAGAAGAAAAUCAUUGUAUCAUCUUUAAAUAUGAAAGAUGACGAAUUUUACAACAACAUAUCAUCCUACAAGAAAAUAAUCAGAAUUACAGGCUGGAUAUAUAGAUUUUUUGAAAAUUCCAGAGCAAGCAGUAAGAAAA
Molecule: messenger RNA, 4976 nt
Organism: Parasteatoda tepidariorum (common house spider)
Lineage: Eukaryota; Metazoa; Arthropoda; Arachnida; Araneae; Theridiidae
Source: RefSeq, a predicted model, not a curated record